Messenger RNA from Antechinus flavipes (yellow-footed antechinus), 6546 nucleotides. RefSeq names its product RNA pseudouridine synthase domain containing 2 (gene RPUSD2). NCBI's taxonomy places the organism in Eukaryota, Metazoa, Chordata, Mammalia, Dasyuromorphia, Dasyuridae. Gene Ontology annotation, molecular function: pseudouridine synthase activity; RNA binding. Gene Ontology annotation, biological process: pseudouridine synthesis. Bases 95 to 1711 code for a protein of 538 amino acids. The transcript is spliced from 3 exons. The record is from RefSeq and is a predicted model, not a curated record.
UCGGCUGUAGUGAUUGGCUGGUGCGUUUUUUGCGUCAUCUCUUUACGCCGCUAGAGAGCUGGCGUCCCCCACGUGGGCGAGCGGUCGCUGGGGUAUGUGGCUGAGAGCUUCCGUGUUUCCUGCCUCGUUUGCCACAGUUCUCCCUGCACUGCAGAGAUUCGUCUUUGCCGGGCUCCCAAGCAGCUUCCACGGUUGCAGGUUGAUGAUGGCAAGCGGUGGGUACGAGGUCCCUGAUCAGAAGGACAGAGACCCUGGGUGUCCGGUCGAGCUGCAGGAGCAGGAACUUAAGGGCGGCAUUGAGCUCUGUGGAGAGCAGCAGCCACCAGCCCGGGAGGAACAGGCGCCAGUUCCGGCCUUGGCUCCAACUUCGGGCGGGCGGAAGAAGCGGCGAGGCCAGGGCGGGGAGCGCUUCGUGCCACCGCCUAAGAAGCGGCGGGCCGGGGUCAGCUUCGGUGACCAGCACUUUGCUGAGACCAGCUAUUACUUCGAGGGCGGGCUGCGCAAAGUGCGGCCUUAUUACUUCGACUUCCAGACCUACUGCAAGGGCCGCUGGGUGGGCCGAAGCUUGCUCCACGUUUACAGUACCGAGUUUCGAGCCCACCCCCUCUCGUAUUACGAGGCUGCCGCCAAGGCCGGCCGCCUGCGCCUCAACGAGCAGCCAGUGCGAAACCUCGACGUUAUUCUUAAGGAUAAUGAUUUCCUGCGGAACACUGUCCACCGGCAUGAGCCCCCUGUGACAGCAGAGCCUAUUCGUCUGCUAGCUGAGGAUGAUGAAGUCGUAGUGGUAGACAAGCCCUCCUCCAUGCCUGUUCACCCUUGUGGUCGCUUCCGCCAUAACACUGUCAUCUUCAUCCUGGGCAAGGAGCACCAGCUUAAGGAACUGCAUCCACUACAUAGGCUAGACCGCCUCACCUCAGGGGUGCUCAUGUUUGCCAAGACAGCUUCUGUCUCUGAGCGGAUCCACGAGCAAGUUAGAGAUCGGCAGCUGGAGAAAGAAUAUGUGUGCCGUGUGGAAGGAGAAUUCCCUGCUGAAGCAGUCAUCUGCAAGGAACCCAUCUUGGUGGUAUCCUAUAAGGUGGGGCUGUGCCGUGUAGAUCCACAGGGCAAGCCCUGUGAAACUGUAUUCCAGAGGCUGAGUUACAAUGGUCAGAGUAGUGUAGUCCAUUGCCGGCCUCUUACUGGCCGUACCCAUCAAAUCCGGGUACACUUGCAGUUCCUGGGCCACCCUAUCAUCAAUGACCCCAUCUAUAACACAGCAGCUUGGGGCCCUGCCCGGGGCCGAGGUGGCCAUGUCCCAAAGACAGAUGAUGAGCUGCUACAAGAUCUGUUGGAGGAACACCGGGCCAAACAAAGCCUAGAUGUUCUAGAUCUCUUUGAAGGGGACCUACCCCCAGGUCUUAAGGCCCCUGCAGACCCAUUUUUUAAGCAGGACUUUAAAGAGCCAUCUACAACCACAAGAGGACCAGAGGAACCAAACCAAACAACUUCCCUUGAUUUAGACACAGCAGAACUGACUCCUGGGGAGACAGCUGGGUCAGGGCUUAAGGAUAAAAAGAUGGACCCUCUCUGUGAAGAAUGCCGUUUGGUGAGACAGGACCCCUUGCCUCAAGAGCUAGUGAUGUACCUUCAUGCUCUACGCUAUAAAGGGCCUGGCUUUGAGUACUCUUCACCCAUGCCUGCCUGGGCACAGGAUGACUGGAAGGAAGACUGAUGGAUUAUGGUUCCUGAAUUGCCUUCUGCAGACCACCAUCCCUCACAGAGUUGCUAUGGCUGACCCUCUUUUAAUGAGGGAAAAUGGAUGUCCUCUGUUGGCACACAAGGGUUAGAAAAAAAGAAUCUUGGGGUUUGAAAAAGUUUGUUCAGCAAAGGGAAAAUUAUAUACCUCAUUUGCCAUCCUACCUCCAGCCAGAGUUUUGGCAUCUUUUAAUUUCUAAAAUGUUCCUUCUCAAUGUCUCUUUUUUAAGAGUUGUUUUCUGAGCUUUUGCAUGCUGCUUCUGCUUAGUCCCAUACCCUGUGGCUGUACUUGGAUCCCUUCAGCCUUUCUUGCUGUGCAAGCAGAGGCUUUUUCCCUCCUGCGGAAAGUUUUUGCCCCUUUCCCUGUGAUUGGGUUUCUGUUUCUCUAGGUAUAUAUGUAGUAAAACACCUAGGUUUAUGAAAUAUCAUUUUAGUCAGGUAGGAAAUAUUUUUUAAAUGCAUGUUGUUUUUUACAUCAUGAUCCCUUCCCAAUCUGUCCCCCACACUCCAACAAAAAACUCUUAAAUAAUAUGCAAGUGACAGAUGAUAUAACAGUGCCCAGGCCCCAUACUUUCCACCAAGAGGAAAUAUCCCAACCAGGGUCAUCAGGAACCAAUAUUGAUCAUUGUAUUUGAUCUAAGUUCUUUUGUUUAUAGUAAUAUAACCAUUGUAAGUCUCCUGAUUCUACUUUGUACUGUUAUCAGUUCAUACAGCAGUUCCUAUAAGCUUUGAAUUCUUCAUCAUUCUUUAUGGUUACAAUAAUAUUCCACAUAUAUCACAAUUCAUCUGUUCCCUGAUCAUUAGGCCUCUACUUUUGUUUUCAGUUUUUUGGCUCUGUAAAUAUUUUGGUUUGCAUAGGACCUAAGUAUGCUCCCAGUAAUGGAAUCAUGUGAUCCAAGGGUAUGUAAUCAUGUGACAAAAACUAGAAAGAUCAAUGGCUUGAGAGUUAAAGCAUCCAAGUUCAAAAUCCUUCUCUAUUCAUAAGAUCUUGGACUAGUCAUUUAACCCUUAUUGGGCCUUCAUUUUUCCAUCUGUAAAAAACAGAAGUAUAUUGAAUGUACCCUAAAUUCCCUCUUUAACUCUAAAUCUAUGAUACCCUGAUUUUUCUCACAGAAUCCCAAACUGAUUUUCAGAAUGGUUAUACUAAUUCACUGCUGCAUCAACAGUGGAUUAUUGGAACUCUGUUCACAGCCUCUCCCACACUGCCUAGUUGGCUGUAAGUAUUGAAUGUUAUUUCUGUGGGUAGGAUUCUCUGUGUGUCUUCUCCUCCCAGAUUGAUUUUAAGAAAUUAGGCCAUUCUUUAUCUCAUUUCUUCUUACCUAUCCUUAAUCACUGAAUGGGCAUUGGUUCAUACAAACUGAGACUUGGGAAAGAUGUUAUUUUAAAAAGGCCAAGGUUUUCUACUAUGUCUACGGCCAUCUUCAGUUGUCCUGAUCUACAUCUGGCCACUAGACCCAGAUGGCUCUGGAGGAGAGAGUAAAGUUGGAAGUCUUUGCACUGCCCUUCCUCACUUAAAUCCAGUUCACCUGCAUGUCCUUCCUUUAGCCAUGGUCCUCUUCCAGAAUAAAGGACAAACAACUAUAGUUAAUGUGGGUAUGAAAAGAAUGAUGUUUUUGUCCCAGGGAGAGAGGCAUUUAUAUGUAAAUUAGAUGUGUAUGAGAACUAUCACAGGGUGGGAAGGGCAGAACUAUUAAAGUGAGGUGAGUAUUGUCUGAGUAUCAGCAUUUAUUUGAUACCUUAAGAGUCCUAAUUUUCAUCAACUGUGGACCAUCCUCCAAUAAUGCAGAUUACCACUACUAUGUGACUUGAGACACCAAUAGUGAGUUGCAUUACCAAAAAAAAAAAAAAAAAAAAAAAAUCAUCCUGGUGCUCAGCCUUUUGAAUGAUGAGCAUUUAUUAAGUGGCUAGUAAACAACUAUAUACAUAUUAGUUGCCAGAGCUUAUACUUUCUUAGGAUAGCUUUUGGGAACCCAGGAUUACCUAAGCACCACAAUGAAACAUUCAAUUAAAAUUCAGCUAGUACUAAGAGACUGCCAUUAUCCUAGCUCAAUCUCUUAACAUUUGUAGCAUAGACCAGAGGUGGUCAGGUUACAUGCAGCUCACAACAUUCCCAAGUACAGAUUAAAAUACAAUUAGAUUUUUAACAAAAUUUAAAUUCAAUAAAACAGAUAAUAUCCAUAUGUGGAUGUCUAAGUCAAUAUGUAACCUACAGGAUUUAGUGGCUAUUAUUAUUUGAGUUUGAUAUUAGUGUCUUGAACUAUUAAUUAGACUAUUUGGUUUCUCUGCUUCCACCCUCUUCUUCUCUAGUCUAUCCAAAAUGAUCUCUACAAUAUAGAUUUGACUAGGUCAUUUCCUUACUCAAGAGUCUUUCCUGACCUUUAGCAUAAAAUGCAAACAGUCUUGGCAUUUAAAUCCCUCCAAGAUCUGGCUCUGACCCACAUUUUGAGCUUUAUAUCACAUUACUUCCCUUCAUGCAGUAUGCUCCAGCCAAAUUGCAAGGCCAGCUGUUGCCUAAACCCUUUCUCCUGCCCACUUAUAUUUUCCUAACCCACUCCUUAUGGCUAGAACUCAGUCAUUUCUGCCUCAGAAUCCUUAUUUUCAAGACCUAGCUUUAGUGCUAGUUACCCUGGAAAGCCAUUGUGGUCUUGUGAUUUUGAAAGCAUUAUACAAGAUGACAAAAUAGUCAUGUAAAUAACAGCAUAUAUAUGUAAAGAUAACAUAUACUAUAAUUUUUUGGGGGAAGGGCAGUAAUCCAUGAAGACAGUUUACCCAUGCUAAGUCUUGAAGGAAGUUAGAUUCUAAAAGAUGGUAGUUAGGCGAGUGAAUUCCAAGCACGGAAGACAAUUCACACAAAGAACAGUAGGAGAUGGAAAUAUCAUGUUUUAGAACAUUAAGUUUAAUGUGGAACCUAGUGAGUGAAAAGGAAUGUGAAGUUUGAAAAGUUAGCCAAAAGUCAGAUUGUGAGAUGGUUCAGUAUGUGAAAGUAAGGAAUUUCCAUUUCUUCCUAGAAUCUGGGAAAUCACAAGCAGUAAUAGGGUCAGGCUUGUGCUUUACAAAGAUUGGUAGUUGUGAGGAAAUUUAAUUUGCAGAGAAAAAAUUGGAAACAAAUAGUUCGGUGUGGAAAACCAGAGUCUCCGGGCCUAAUUCUUUCUCCCCUCUAAUCUAUUCCCAUGUAGCUCCCAAAAUGAUUUUCCUAAAGUAAAGGUCCAACCAUAUCACCUCCCCAGUCAAUAAACUCCAGUGGCUUCCUGAUGUCCCUUGGGUCGAAUACAAACUGGUUGAUAUUCAGAACCCUUCUUUACCUAGCCCCCUUUUAAGUUUCCUGUCUUAUACCUUAGCGCCCAACCUAUACUCCAGUACAGCCAUCAGCCAUUUCAUAAACAAAGAUACUUCAUCUUUCACCUUGAGGCAUUCUCUCUGGAAUUCUCUUUCUCUGCUCUAUUGACCUCCUUGACUUCCUUUUAAAUCCCAACUAAAACCUACCUUCUACUGAAAGACUUUUGCAACUCUUCUAGUACUCUAUGUUAUCUCCUAUUUAUCCUGUAUAUAGAUUGCUUUGUCUAUACAUAUAUAUUUUAGGUUGUUUCCCCUAUUAUAUUGUAAAUUAUUUGAAGGGCAGAACUGCUUUUUGCUUCUUUUUGUAUCCUCAACACUUUAGCACAAUGCCUGUCACACAGUAGGCACUUUAAAAAAUAUUGUUAAAUAGCUAUGGUAGACUUGGCUUUUCUCAGCAAUUGAGUGAUCCAAGACAAUUCCAAUAAACUUUGGAUGGAAAAUGCCAUACACAUUCAGAGAGAAAAUUAUGGAGACUGAAUGCAGAUCAAAGAAUACUGUUUUCACUUUUUUUUCCUUAUUUUUUUUUCCUUUCUGAUGAUUUUUUCUUUUGUUCUCAUUUUUCUCCCAACCCAACUCAUGGAAAUGGGUAAAAAAUGAAUGUAUAUUAUAGCCUAAAAGAAUUUUUAAAAUAUUGAUUGAUUGAUUGAGGCCUUUGUAAUAAUCCAAAUGAGGUGUCAAGAGCCUAAAACAGAUGGAAGUUGGGUGACUAGAGAGAACAGGUACAGAUAACCUUGAAGAAUAGGAUCGACACAUCUUGAAAGCUGGUUGUAGGGGUACACUGGGAUGAGUGACAAAGAUAAGGAAAAGGGAAAGUGUAGAGUUGAAAAUGACUCCAAGUUUCCUGGGUGACAGAAAAAUAAGUGCACUAAAUACUAAACUUCCCAUUGAUCCCCAAUUUCCUGGGGCUCUCUUCAAAAUUAUAUAUUUACUUUCCUUAAAAUUUUGUAUUUAUCUGUAUAUCUUUCCUGUCCUGCUUUACAACAUAAGCUUGAUGUCAGGAAAUGUUGUUUUUCUUUAUAGAUAUCUAAAAAUAUAUUAAGCAGUUGAAAGGCUCAGUAAAUGGAAUGCUGGGGUUGGACUCAGGAAGACCUGAGUUCAGGUCUUCAGCCUCAGAUCCAGCCUCAGAUACUUACAAGCUGUGUGACCCUGGAAAAGUCAUGUAACCUCUGUUUACCUUAAUCCACUGGAAAAAGAAGUGGCAAACCACUCUACUAUAUUUGCCUAGAAAAUCUCAUGGACAGCAUUGGUGUGUUAUGUCCAUGGGGUUCCAAAGAGUUAGACUUAACUGAACGAUAACAACAAAGUAUACAAUUGUAUUUGGUAUCCAAUUGGAUUGGCAUCUGUUAAGUACUUGCUGGGUGCUAGCACAAAACUUUGUGCUGGGUUGCAAAAUAAAAAUGAGUUCCUGACUCAAAGGAGCUUAAUUCAACUGAAAGGACAUAUCUGUAUGACCUCAUUAAAGUAUCUGAGAUUCAA